Messenger RNA from Stomoxys calcitrans (stable fly), 1803 nucleotides. RefSeq lists its product as uncharacterized. The transcript has a single exon. The coding region runs from base 1 to 1803 and encodes 600 amino acids. Lineage: Eukaryota; Metazoa; Arthropoda; Insecta; Diptera; Muscidae. The record is from RefSeq and is a predicted model, not a curated record.
AUGCAAAGCUGCCACAUUACAGUUGUGUUUUUGCUAAGUUCUUACCUGGCUUUAUCCUCCGCUGAGGACAGAGUAGGCUUAGAAACCAUCAAGGAAAACAAUGGCAAAAAUAUAUAUUUGGAUAUUUUAAGUGAAAUGGAUAAGCAGCAAUUUUUUAACUCUAUGCUUUUUCUAUAUCGAGGCUGUAUAAAUGAUUCAAGAAUUGAGCAGUUGUUUACAUAUCCCAAGCCAAAGGUGAUUGGUUCGUGCAUCCAGGAUUUCAAUUACCACAGAGUAUUCAACGGUGAACUUUUGACCGUUUUCAUUGCCGAUGGGAUUUUGGAUUACCAAUUGCUGCAGACAACAGCAGGAAUUUUGGAUUAUCAUCGUCAGACAAGAAUUAUGGCUGUAGCUUUGAACAUCCAACAUCAAGAAGAUUUUAAGCAGGAGUUUCUUCAGUUGUGUGAAAAUUAUAAAAUGACUAAGGUCUUGCUGAUGUUUCUGCAGGAUAAUGAAGUGGAUGCCUUACAAUAUUAUGCCCUUAAGCCUUAUCCCCAAUAUCAUUGGCUUGAACAAUCCUUGGCUAAUUCCCAAGAGACAUUAUGGUAUCCCCAACAUUGGCUUAACAUGCACAACGUCUCUUUGAUAACCCACACCAGCCAAGAUCCUCCCGGAGCCAUACUCUACUACAAUGCCCAAGGUCAAUUGAAGAUCAAUGGCUAUGUGGCCAGGCUGAUACAGCUGUUUGCUGAAAAAUUCAAUGCCUCCUUGCAGAUGUAUGAACCUUUGCGCUUGGACAAGAUUGUCAAUCAUUUUGAGCUCAAUGAAUUGACCAUAGCUGGCAAAUUGGACAUACCCAUGGCCAUGCGUUCAGCUUUGAUAGAUGGAGAAAUGUUACGAACUUCGGCCUAUUAUGAACUGAGCUACCCCCUGCUGAUAGUGCCUUGUGCCACGCCUUUGAGUAUGCAUGAGGUUUUUGGCUUGCUGUUGAAUUGGUAUUUCUUUGCCUGUGUUUUGAUUAGCUCCUUGCUGCUGUCCUUUGCCCACUCCCUGAUAGAUUACUACUUGGAUAGUUUGCUCUACCAUUUGAAUUUUGUAAUCAACGAUCGAGUCUUACCAGGAGUUUUGGGCCAAUCAUUUGCCCCCAGAGAUAGUUCGUGGCGCAGCUUGAAGAUAGUUUACCUGCUGGUCUCAUUUGUGGGACUCAAUGUGAGCACCCAGUUUUCAGCCAAUAUCAAUACGCUAUUCACCACUCUACCCUACCAUGAUCCCAUCAACAGCUAUGAGGAUUUGAGGCAUUCAACUGCGAAAAUUAUUUUGCCAGAGGUAACGGCCAAAACUAUGAUACCAAUUUUACCACUUUUUGGAAAGUCUUUGACUGUUGUCGAGAACGGCACCCUGGUCUACGAGCACAUACGGCAAUUUAACAACUCUUAUGGCUAUAUUAUCUCCUCCAGCACCUGGAACCAUUUCGAUCAACGUCAACAGUUCUAUUCACAAAAGAAAUUCUGCAUUGUCAGAGGAGUUCAGUUUAUAGCAUUUAUGCUCUACUGCAUCGCCCUGCCACCGCAUUCGCCACUCAAGGAACCCUUAGACCAUUUCCUAUAUCGCAUCAAUGAAUUGGGAUUUAGACAGGCAUGGCAGUCGAGCACAUUCAAUGAUAUGGUGAAAUUGAAAAAUAUCACUUUAAUUGAUGAAAAUCCACCAGAGGAUAAGAGAGUGCUGCGCGUCGUGGAUUAUUUUUGGAUUUGGCUCAUUGUUGCCAUUGGAUGUUCUUUAAGUGGAUUUGUAUUCUUGAUGGAAUUAUGUAUGGCUAAAUUUUAA